UUUGUUUUUGUUUUCCGUUAGGUUGUACUCAAAACGUGCAGCUUAUUGAAGACUUGAGGUUCACUACUGCAACAACAAAGAUUAAAGCAACUCUUGAUAGCGAGUUUGUCAUUGCUUCAGGUAUAUAUCCGCCGCAAGUAAAGGUUUAUGAGGUCAGGGAGUUCGGACUGAAAUUUGAAAGACAUUUGGAUUCAGAGAUCAUUGAUUUUCAGGUACUAUUCACUAACAUGAGUGCUUAUGAAGAUUAUAUGACACAUAAGGCAACAACAUUUGGCAUGAAAAGUGUCAUUUACGUACCACAAAUCAAAUCAGAUACGGUCGCAGCAUUAUCUGCAUUCUGUGAUAAGGCCACCAUGGGUGUUUUGGUUGCUCCAACUCUUUCAAUAGGAUCAAUAUUAUUACAGCAGGCUGCAAUUUCAGCUUCUUUUCACUACCGCAACGUCGAAAUCGUGGAAUCCAAGGAUAAUGCAAAUGAUCUUCCAUCAGCAUAUGCAAACCAUAUUGCGAACAAUCUCUUUAAGCUCGGUGAAAUCUAUAACAGAGAAGAAGAUUCCUCAACAGAUGUUUUGGUUUUGCAUUCCCUUGAACUCUUACAAACUAUGCCGCCAAAAAAGUUCAAGAAGAAGAAUAUAUCUACUCAACAUGAAGAAGUCACUCAACCUUUGAAUUUUGAUUUGUAAUUUUUUUUCUUUUUGACUUGGUUGACAAAUGAUUAGUAAUAGCUUGGUUAUUUGAAUCAUUUUUAGUAAUGUGACUAUAUAAGUAUUUGUUACGUAACAAAUUUAACAAUUUGAAUGUCUUAUUUAAAUUCAAAACAUUAUAAAUUAUAGUUGUAUUUUUAUAUUAUGGUUAUUUUAAUAUAUAAUCU
This is a messenger RNA of Vicia villosa (hairy vetch), 868 nucleotides long. RefSeq names its product dihydrodipicolinate reductase-like protein CRR1, chloroplastic. Gene Ontology annotation, cellular component: chloroplast stroma. Bases 228 to 680 code for a protein of 150 amino acids. NCBI's taxonomy places the organism in Eukaryota, Viridiplantae, Streptophyta, Magnoliopsida, Fabales, Fabaceae. The record is from RefSeq and is a predicted model, not a curated record. The transcript has 7 exons. Gene Ontology annotation, molecular function: 4-hydroxy-tetrahydrodipicolinate reductase activity.